UCGACGAUGUGAUUGAAGACCUGACGUUUGGGAAGGUUGAGCGACGCUGGUGCCAAAGUGGAGCCCCGGAUUACAUAAACUCGAAGGCAAUUGGCCUUUGGACUCCCUGGCGCUCACGGCAACCCCCGCCGCCAAUGACAGAGCUUCAUGCACGCACCCUUGUCCCCCUAGAACUUUGGAACCUCGAAAGCUCUCCGUCUUUGGAUGAACUUUGCUCGGAAGACUACCUACUAGACAUCCAGAAGUGGCGGUCCAAUACCAAACGACGAAUGCGACAUGAUUGUCCGUGGCGUGUCGCGGUGCUCUACCAAGCUCAAGCUCCCAUUUGCUCGAACGAACAUUACACGCGCUCAACCGCAAUGUCGACAAUUCGCGACGCCUGCCGCCGGUACCCCAACGGCUUCGAGCUCCGGUAGCACAGCUGGCAUGCUUGCGCCUUUCGCAAACGAACUCGAUAGGAUCGCACCUUCUUUCAGCAUCAACGGCUCCCAGAUUCAAAUUAUCAGAACGCCGGCCGAUUUCUACGAGAUAUUAAAGGAGCGGAUACGGAAUGCAAAGACGAGGAUCUUCCUGUCAACGUUAUACAUCGGAAAGACAGAGAAAGAACUGAUUGCGACCCUACACGAAGCUCUGCGAAACAAUCCCGAGCUGAAGCUAAGCAUUCUGACGGACGCCCUGCGAGGUACACGAGAGGAGCCGAAUCCGUCAUGCGCAUCCCUUCUCGCACCACUCGUAUCGGAGUUUGGCCCAGACAGAGUGGAAAUCCGCAUGUACCACACACCAAACCUGACGGGGUUGAGGAAGAAGUACAUACCGAAGCGCAUCAACGAGGGCUGGGGCCUACAACACAUGAAGCUAUAUGGCGUCGAUGAUGAAAUUAUUCUCUCUGGGGCGAACCUCUCAUCAGACUACUUCACGAACCGACAAGAUCGUUAUCACCUCUUUUCCUCCAAAGAGGUCACCGACUACUUCUGGAACAUCCACCAGGGCGUAUCGUCUUUCAGCUUUCUUGUUGAGCCUUCGCAAGAACCUGCUGGCUUUGCCUUGACCUGGCCCAAGUCUAAUCCCGCGCCGUCUCCCCUAAAAGAGCCUAAGCAGUUCAUCGGCACAACGACCCCUGCCCUCAAUGCUCUGAUUUCGCCCACGCAAGCAGCCUCUGCGGACGUGAGCAAAGACACCAAGGUCUACAUGCUCUCCCAACUCACACAGCUAAUGAGCCCCAACACCUCUACAGAGCUUCCCGCCGUAACUCAUGUACUAUCAACACUCGGCAAGCCCGAGUACGCCGGCUCGUCGUGGACCUUCACCGCAGGUUAUUUCAACCCUGCGCCGUCACUGACCAAGCUGCUGCUUUCGACAGCAUCACAAAACAAUGUCGUUAUCACCGCCUCCCAGCAGGCCAAUGGUUUCUACCAAUCCCCAGGCGUGUCUGGACUCUUGCCAGGCGCCUACACCCUCCUCGCGCGCCGCUUCGUCCGCGCCGUCCACGACCGCAAGCUCGACGACUCAAUCGCUCUCAAGGAGUGGCGCAAGGGAAUAAUUGGCGAGCCCGGCGGCUGGACAUACCAUGCCAAGGGCCUCUGGAUCACGCUGCCGGGAGAACAAAAUCCAUCGAUCAGUAUUGUGGGAAGUUCCAACUAUACGAAACGCAGCUAUACCCACGAUCUUGAGGCUGGUGCCAUGAUCCUCACAAAGGACGAAGACCUCAAGAAGCGCCUCGGCGAGGAGCAGACGUGGCUGCAAGAUCACGCUGAGCGAGUCACCCGUGAGGACUUUUCCAAGAAUGAGAGGCGGGUUGGCGUCCAAGUGAGGAUAGCCAUGUGGAUCGCCCAGGCCGUGGGCGGUGCUUUGUAAACGUAUGGGCUCUUAUGGACGACGUGGAUAAUAAAGAUACCCGUGACUUUGGUUGUCAAUUAUCAUUUACUGUGUCAAAUUUUUUAUGUGAUUGCUGCAAAGGACACAUGCGCGCGGAAGAACAUAGAGAGCGACGAUACUGCCAGAGUCAAAUGAAACAGGAAGAAACAGAGCUGCUCUAAGUUAUGACGGGCCAAAAAUCUAUCAGUCGGUUGGAAUUGUAUCUCGUGUGAGCAAAAGUUUCCGAAACCGAGAAUCGAACUCGGGGCUAUGCCUAACCUCCCACAGAAUUGAGAGGGCAUCAUGUUGGCCACUACACCAUAUCGGAUG
This is a messenger RNA of Colletotrichum acutatum, 2184 nucleotides long. RefSeq lists its product as uncharacterized. The transcript has 5 exons. The record is from RefSeq and is a predicted model, not a curated record. Gene Ontology annotation, molecular function: CDP-diacylglycerol-glycerol-3-phosphate 3-phosphatidyltransferase activity. Lineage: Eukaryota; Fungi; Ascomycota; Sordariomycetes; Glomerellales; Glomerellaceae. Bases 277 to 1854 code for a protein of 525 amino acids. Gene Ontology annotation, biological process: cardiolipin biosynthetic process. Gene Ontology annotation, cellular component: mitochondrion.